AUGGAGCGGCUCCAGACGAAAAGGUUGGUGACGCGAGCCGAAAUUGAACAUCUAAGCGAGGAGAUCCAAGCGGCGGUGUCAAUUGAGGACUUCAGGCCUCAUCACGAAGAAAGCCUCGCAGAAAUAACGGACGAGCUGGAUGCCCUGGCAAGGGAACUCAAGGAGCAAGAUGCGCUCAUCGAGGUCCACGUAAAGAGCGGGAACCUCGCCGAAGAAUACAGGGCCGUCAGGGAGACACAAAGUUUCCGAAAGGCGAUCCACGACAACAUCGAGCUCUCCGGCGUGGAGAAGUUUCUAUACCUGCGGACGGUGCUGACGGGCAACGCGCCGGCGGCGGUAAGCGGCAUUCAAGCAACGGAGAGCAGCUACGCUUAUGCCAUGGAGCUUCUAAAAGAGAGAUUUGGCAAGAAAGACGUCCUUGUUCAAGAACACCCCACGCAGCUGCUGAACCUGCCAAAAGUGAAGGCGCUGAGUGACAUCGGAGCCCUCCGUCGUUUACACGAUCACGUUCAUUGCAACAUCGCUUCGCUGAGGACUUUGGGCAUCGACUCUGACAGCUACGGGGCAAUGCUGUGUGCUGCGUUGUUCUGCGUCCUGCCCGCUGACUGGGCCGUGGACUUCUACAAGAGUCACAGUACUAGUAAUGAAACACCGGAAAGCUCAAAUCUUGAGGCUGUCCUGCGAUCGAUGCGUGCAGAGCUGUAUAGCAGAGAGAAGUUGGUGGCAAACCCUCAAACGACGGGUGCCCUUUUUGUUCCUCCGAAUUACAUGAAGUGCCGCAAUGUAACUCUGCGAUUCCGAUCGAAGAAAAGAAGAGACGGCUAA
Ixodes scapularis (black-legged tick) is the source of this 825-nucleotide messenger RNA. RefSeq lists its product as uncharacterized. The transcript has 3 exons. Bases 1 to 825 code for a protein of 274 amino acids. NCBI's taxonomy places the organism in Eukaryota, Metazoa, Arthropoda, Arachnida, Ixodida, Ixodidae. The record is from RefSeq and is a predicted model, not a curated record.